UUGGCUAUCGGCCAUCAAUAUUCUUCUUUGGGGACACAGCCCAUCCUCUGCGGAAGCAUCCCUGGCUUGGUGCCCAAGCAGUUGCGAUUCUGUCGGAACUACGUGGAGAUCAUGCCCAGCGUUGCUGAAGGCGUGAAGAUCGGAAUCCAGGAAUGUCAGCACCAGUUCCGCGGGAGGAGGUGGAACUGCACCACUGUCAAUGACAGCUUGGCCAUCUUCGGUCCUGUGCUGGAUAAAGCUACGAGGGAGUCCGCCUUCGUCCACGCCAUCGCCUCCGCCGGGGUGGCUUUCGCAGUGACCCGAUCCUGCGCUGAAGGCUCAGCCACCAUCUGCGGCUGUGACACGCGUCACAAGGGUCCUCCAGGGGAAGGCUGGAAAUGGGGCGGAUGCAGCGAGGACGUGGAGUUUGGAAGCAUGGUGUCUCGGGAGUUUGCCGACGCGAGAGAGAACCGUCCGGACGCUCGAUCAGCCAUGAACAGACACAACAAUGAGGCCGGAAGAACGUCAAUUAUCGACCACAUGCACCUCAAGUGCAAAUGCCACGGGUUGUCUGGGAGCUGCGAGGUGAAAACCUGUUGGUGGUCCCAGCCGGACUUCAGGGUCAUCGGCGAUUACCUGAAAGACAAGUACGACAGCGCUUCGGAGAUGGUGGUGGAGAAGCACAGAGAAUCCCGUGGCUGGGUAGAGACGCUCCGGCCGAAAUAUAACUUCUUCAAAGCGCCCACCGAGCGAGACCUGGUCUAUUACGAGAACUCGCCCAACUUCUGCGAGCCGAACCCCGAAACUGGCUCCUUCGGCACACGCGACAGGAUCUGCAAUGUCACCUCGCACGGGAUAGACGGUUGUGACCUCUUGUGCUGCGGGCGUGGGCACAACACCCGGACUGAGAAGCGGAAGGAGAAAUGCCAUUGCAUUUUCCACUGGUGUUGCUACGUCAGCUGUCAGGAGUGCACACGGGUCUACGACGUUCACACGUGCAAGUAAGACUGGACGCCCUCCGUCGGCGGGAAAUGGAUCAGAGACAACUGGUUUUUUGUGUGGGGAAAGUCGACUUCUUGAGACCGAAGGGAACAAAACAAAUGCAAACAAAAACCAAGGCUCAAAGUGGUUGGCUAGAGUAGGUUUAAUUUGUUCUCAGCUAUCUCAUUUGGAGGUUCACCUUGUGACGUGGGACUUCCGACGGGUCGAGACACAAAUGAGUGACCCGUUUGACAUUCUUCCCCUACAUGAGAUUGUGGCUCCUCUAACUAUUCAGCACCAUAAACCUGGAUAUGGAUGGCCAGGGGGUUUCCAGAAAGUUCUGGAGCCUCCGUUCUUUAUCUUUUGACCCGCACGGCCAGACUGCUGUUCUUAAGUGUCCUUCGAAAGUUGUGUUCUUCUGAAAACAUGGCAUACAAACAUAGACGGGAGCUUCUAACACAACGGUUCUUAGCAUACUGGCUCAAUCUGUAGCACUGUGUUUCCACCAGUAAGUUUGUGUAUAUAGAAUUAACAACGGGUGGUGUACUUCUUUUCGUCAAAGACAUUUGUCCGAUGCCUCAUGGGAAUGGGAGAGACUUGCGGGUGGGUCUCUGUAGUGCAAAAUGGCCAUAGGGUUUCUUUUGUCAUGCAAACUGGUUGAAGUUACAUAUCCGUACGAAGGGACGAUCCAAACUGUACUUUUGCCACGAGAGAAGGCAGGGGGAAAACGAGGCAAUAUCUGUGUGGCACGCUUGUUAGACGGUGCGAGAGGUUGCGCCAAGGUACACACAUAUGCAUCUGAUGGGUACAAACUGCCUCACAAUCUUGAGUGACUUACGAAGGCUAGGAAUGGUUCACAGUCUGGCUGGGAUUGCGGAGGCUUCCUGCCGUGGGGAACAGGAUCGUGUCAGGGGACUGGUUAGCUCGACAACAUAACAGCUCAAAUGGACAGUUCCCUCCGUCAGCCCCAUGGGGACAAAAAUCAGCCAUGCCUUAGUAGAUUGUGUUGAUUUUUUCAACCGCAUCAUUUCAUGCUUCUGGAAAGGACGGGAGGCGAUAUCUUUUGCCUUCCGUACCUUGGGCAAAGCCAUCCGAGCACGUGAGGAGAAUAUUGUUGCGAGAGUGAAUGCCCGUCUCCCUUUGCCCCCUGUAAAUGUUCAGGCCGGGUUUCUGGUUAGUGGAACCUCUUCAGGCCAGAGUAUCAUGGCCAGCAUUUGCAAAUGAUCCCUUCCAAGUGCUCGCUCUGAACACUGAUGUCUGCAGUUAGGGUCUUCUGCAAUAACUCAGUCACCGUCUCUUCACCGCUGUCCCAUUUUAUUUUCCAUUUAUAUCCCUGGGUCUGGGGCCAACAGAAAAAGCAUUACCACAUAAACAACCACACGUUCAGAGUAUUUAUGAUAUGAAGGGAGGUCCAAACAGCCCUGUUUUAAUAUAAGCAGAUCUACUAGACGAGCAUUUCAGAAUUCCCCUGGUCCAGGUGACGGUACCUCUAGAGCAUGCCACAAUGUACAGUGUAGCCUAAGGUUAAAUUGAUGUCCAGUUGACACAGAAGGAAGGGGCAGCUGUGUCAGCUUCUCCCAUCUGCUACUUCAAGGGUCCCUGUUACCUGUCCACUCCCCAGAGGCGUAUUGAGGGAAAAUGGUGCCAGGGCAACACCUGCUCCGGGCGCCCCAACCCCGUGCCCCACUUACCUUAGGAGCAGCCGGGCCGGGAGCCUGCCACUGGCCCACUAGGCGCCCCCAUGUGAUCCGAUGGGGGACGCCCAGGGUCAUAUUGCUCUCCCCACAAUCCACCCCCAAAUCUGCAGCUGGUCACCCUAGGCUGAACAGACCACAACAUAAGCUCCCUUUCUUGUUUCUGUGGAGCCAGAAGAGAGGACAGGAAAUUCUCUGUCCAGAGCAACAAGGCCAUUAAGAGGUCUAUGGAAUCUGUAGUGAGAAACAAGCGUGACCCUUCUUCCUCCUCUUUAACAAUUCUUGGAGGAUCAUAGAAUCGUAGAGUUGGAAGAGACCAUCAGGGCCAUCAAGUUCAACCACCUGCCAUGCAGGAAGACACAAUCAAA
Molecule: messenger RNA, 3022 nt
Organism: Sphaerodactylus townsendi
Lineage: Eukaryota; Metazoa; Chordata; Lepidosauria; Squamata; Sphaerodactylidae
Gene: WNT3A
Product: Wnt family member 3A
Exons: 3
Coding region: 112-984 (290 amino acids)
Biological process (GO): cell fate commitment; multicellular organism development; canonical Wnt signaling pathway
Cellular component (GO): extracellular region
Molecular function (GO): cytokine activity; frizzled binding
Source: RefSeq, a predicted model, not a curated record